Messenger RNA from Epithele typhae, 1047 nucleotides. Its product is annotated as WD40-repeat-containing domain protein. The record is from RefSeq and is a predicted model, not a curated record. The transcript has 8 exons. Lineage: Eukaryota; Fungi; Basidiomycota; Agaricomycetes; Polyporales; Epitheliaceae. The coding region runs from base 1 to 1047 and encodes 348 amino acids. Gene Ontology annotation, molecular function: protein binding.
AUGUCGCCCGCGUCGCCCCUCGACGCGGACGUGCAGCUCCCAAUGCUUGCAGGAGUCUAUGGAGACGUCGACUCAAUCCCGCAUCUCGAACUCCUCGCUCGCUGCCCGGCUGCGCACGUCUGCUUCGGAGGCCGCAAUACAGGCACAACAAGGGGGAAACGCCCACACGAGUACCAGUCUGGCCUCAACUCAUUCCCAUCAUCAGCACCUUCGACUCUAUCCAACAUGCCCAUCCUUUACGAGCCUUUGCAACUGUUAACUGCGGCAGAUUUGUCCUCUAUUUCUUGUCUGGCUUACAACCAAGACGGCUCCUUUCUAGCCACAGCCGAAGAAAAAGGGCAAAUUUGUAUUUGGAGUAUGCAACUGGGGACCCCCGAAUACUGCUGGCGUAUCGGUCGCUCCGUAAUGUGCGCUGUAUGGGUCACACCUCACGUCAUAUUCUGCGGUCUCGAAGACGGCUACAUUGUGUCCCUUGAAGUUAAUUCGAGUAAGGGUGAGCUCGUUGCUCGAGGUAGCUGGGCACAUGAGUUCUACGUCGCUCAUCUCGCGACCUGUCCGAAGCUUCUUGCCUCUGCUGCUCACGAUAAUUUAACAAUAUGGAAACUGGAAGAAGAUCAUACCAUUACCUUCAUCAAUGAAAUUGUGCCACCACACUCUCAGCAUUCAUACACACAGCAUGCAGAGACAGAAUGCUUGAGCGAGGUCCUCUUGCAGGACUAUACCCCAGGAGUCAUCACGGGGCUUGCUUGGGACCUUCAUCACCCGGCUGUGAGGCAUCUCAUAGCGGCGUAUCUCGGAUACGGCAUUGUUGCCAAAAUGGUGGUUUCACCGACCUGCGCCUCAGCCGCGACUAGUAUCAUUGGAUCCGUGGAAUUCGGUCCUGGUAAUAUCAAAGAUAAUUUUCCAACGCCUAUGGCUUGGAUUCACGGUGGGCACGGCGUCAUCAUAGGAGCCAGCGCAGGACAAAUAGACGCCUGGGACAUCACCACGGACCCAGCGAAGAGGUUCAAGACCUUAAAACACGGUGGGUGGUGGCACUUUCGGUAA